AUGUGUGAUUAUCCCAACAGGGCCUUCAUCAAAUCAGUGAAGAUGAACAGGAAAGAAAGUUUUAAUGUAUACCACAAGAUCACCAUCUGGGUACCAGAAUCAUGUCUUCUCAUUAGCAUUGGUCUGAUAGUAGGUGGAAUCAUGCACGCUGUCAAGGAGGAGCCCCCUGCUGUGUUCACCAGCAGUAUAUUCUUCCUCUACAUGCUGCCCCCAAUUGUCCUCGAUUCAGGCUACUUCAUGCCCACCAGGCCUUUCUUUGAGAACAUUGGCACGGUGUUGUUUUUUGCAGUGGUGGGGACUCUGUGGAACAGCAUUGGCAUCGGCAUAUUUCUGUUUGCCAUAUGCCAGAUUCCAGCUUUUGGUCUGCAAGACAUAGACCUCCCAGAGAACCUGCUGUUCUCUGCCAUCAUCUCGGCCGUGGACCCCGUGGCUGUGCUGAAUGUGUUUGAGGACGUGGCUGUGAACGAGCAGCUCUACAUUGUAGUGUUUGGAGAAUGUCUCUUCAGUGAUGCUGUCACUGUGGUGUUGUACAACAUGUUCAGUUUUGUGGUGGAGCUGCCAGUGACGGAGCCUGUGGAUGUGGCCUUUGGAGUACUGAGAUUCUUUGUCGUGGGGCUCGGUGGGAUGGGCGUUGGCAUCCUGUUUGGCUUUGUGGCAGCCUUCAACACAAGAUUCACCUUCAAGGUCCGAGAAAUCGAACCGCUCAUCAUACUCAUGUACAGCUACCUGGCCUAUCUGGUGGCAGAGCUGUUUGCCAUCUCAUCUGUCAUGGCCAUUGUAACCUGUGCCCUCACCAUGAAAUACUACGUUGAGGAAAAUGUUUCCCAGCAUUCCUGCACGACCAUCAGACGCGUGGUUAAGAUGCUUAGCUCCAUCUCAGAGACCCUCCUCUUCUUCUUCCUGGGGGUCGUCACCAUCACAACUAAACAUGAGUGGAACUGGAGCUACAUCCUCUUCACACUUCUGUUUGCGUUUUUAUGGAGAAGUGUGGGUGUGUUGGUGCUGACUCAGAUCAUUAACCCUUUCCGCACCAUCCCAUUCAAUAAGAAAGACCAGUUUGGCCUCGCCUAUGGAGGUCUGCGAGGUGCAAUUUCAUUCGCCUUGGCCUUCACGCUUCCUGAUAACAUUGGCCGCAGGCAGCUCUUUAUCACUGCCACCAUUGCAAUUAUCCUCUUCACUGUCUUUAUUCAGGGCAUCAGUAUCCGACCUCUGAUUGAGGUCAUCAAUGUCCGAAGAACAAACCGCGACACUGAAACCAUUAAUGUAGAGAUUCACAGCAGGCUCAUGGAGCACACUGUAGCGGGAAUAGAAGAUCUCUGUGGCCACUGGAACCAUUUCUACUGGAAGGACAAGUUUAUGAAGUUUAACAACAGAAUCCUGCGUAAGAUCCUCAUCCGAGACAGCAGGGCAGAGUCCAGUAUUGUGGCGCUCUAUAAGAAGCUAGAGCUGCAGAAUGCCAUGGAAAUCCUGGACACAGUGUCUGGAGAUAUCAGUGAGACAAAGAAAAGGUCUACUAAACCCCACAAAAAGCUCCUGGCUGCUGACCUGAAGAACAUGCGUGAGAUCCUGUCCAAGAACAUGUACAAGAUCAGGGAGCGGACGGUAGCAUACAGAGGAAAGCAUGCCCUGCCCAAUGACAGCCAGACCAGAGAGAUACUGAUCAGACGCCAUGCCAGCAUUCGCCGAAGCCUCCAGUCUGGUAGUUUUCAGUCAAUGGAUGUGCCCAGGUCAUGCAAGUACUUCUCUCUUCCUGCUGGAAAGAGUCUGGAUUCAAGAUUUUCUGUAGUGAGGCAGAGCUACGCAGGAUGGUCCAGUGCGUCCUAUGCUAAAGGAGAUGAUCAUGAAACCAAAUCAGAAUUUGCCUAUCCCUCUCAACGCUCCCGGUUUGGCAAGCCCACACGCUCCACCUCCAGAGCCAUGAUGCCUAUGCACAGGCUGGGCACUCUAAAAGAAGUACCAUCUACUGAUGUUCUGAAUGAACAAAGCAGCAGUACGGGGCAGCGUGUGUUCAGGACACACUCGUCCUACAGUGACUCGCAGGUACCUCAUUCUCAUCACUUAAAUUCCUCCUUUGAUAACAGCUCAGCGGACAACUUAAGAAAUGGCCACGGAGAAGCAGACGCAGAGCAGGAGGCGCGGCGUCAGCCUUCGUCUCCUCUGCCAGCCUGGGCUGCUGAACCCAGAGACAACACAGCUCGAAACCCCCUGCUCAGGCGACCUCAUUGGAACCCCAGCAAGAAGUAAAAGUGUUGCAGUUGAACUUCCUUCACCUGUGGUGCAGUCGCAGCUGGAAACGUAUGCUUACGAGUGUAGUAACUAACUUUAAAGCCAUUUAAAAUAACUCUAGAGAUGUCUUAAGUUCUCACUCACGAUAUACCACCCUUCAAAAUGGACUGUAAGACUUUCAGUGUCAUACUCCUCACACUCACAGCAAUCUGUGAGUGACUCACUACCAUUAUUUUUAUAUGUGCACUUAUUUCAUCUCGUCAUAGAAUUUAAUUUUAAAUAUCUUUUAUCUUGCUGCAGGAAUUUCUAAAUGUGAUUAG
Archocentrus centrarchus (flier cichlid) is the source of this 2546-nucleotide messenger RNA. RefSeq names its product sodium/hydrogen exchanger 2-like. The record is from RefSeq and is a predicted model, not a curated record. NCBI's taxonomy places the organism in Eukaryota, Metazoa, Chordata, Actinopteri, Cichliformes, Cichlidae. The transcript has 14 exons. Gene Ontology annotation, biological process: sodium ion import across plasma membrane; potassium ion transmembrane transport; regulation of intracellular pH. Bases 1 to 2244 code for a protein of 747 amino acids. Gene Ontology annotation, cellular component: plasma membrane. Gene Ontology annotation, molecular function: potassium:proton antiporter activity; sodium:proton antiporter activity.